AUGGCCAUUCUCGACGCCUUCAAACUCGACGAAUUCAACCUCAAGCCCGUCCUCGAGAUCUGGGAUGCUCAGAACCCACCUCGCUUCUACGGAAAGACCGACGUAGAUCCGCCGGUCGAUGUCUGGCUCGACGCCAUCAAGGCCGGCUGUCUUGAGCGCGGUGUGCCGGAGGGAUACUGGCACAAGGUCGGGCAGCACUAUCUCGGACCGCACGCUCGGGCUCGUUAUAACGAGCUCAAGCGCGUCAUGCGCACCAUGCACGGCGGGAAGUACCGCUUUGAUUGGAAGCGCUUUAAGGUCGCUAUGCGGAGUAUGGGUUGGGAUAUCGAGGACAACAAGACCGAGUCCUUCAAGCUCCAGAGUAGGGCUUCAGGCCACUGGUGGAUCGCCGGUCGUGGCUCGUCGAGCAAGGACAAGCAGGAACCUCCGGUACCGUAUCAUCCCUCGCAAGCCCAGCAGAACCGCGCAGCGCAGCCCAUUCCCUUCCAUCCCGCCAACGCUCAGAAGCGCCCGUCGCCUCCCGAGAAACGGCACACUCUCCCGAGCGAGAAGCCAUCGAAGCGCAACAAGGGCAAGACCGACGACAUCAACAGCGUCGAGUUCGUCGACGAUUGGGACUCUGUCGCAUCCACGGCCGAUAGCACCUCACGGCCAUCCGUCGCACGGCGCAUGACCGAUUGGAUCACCCGCAAAGACUCCGGCUCUGCUUCGGAUGCCGUCUCAGAGUCCGCGGAGACUGAGAGCUCGUACAUGCCGAACAGGUUCUACGCGCAGACGCCAUCCACCGCGCCAUCCACCGCACCUUCCGCCGCCGCUUCCACGAAGAAUGGAGGGGAGACAAGUAGCAUGUCGAGCUUCUGGCCUUUCGGCGGUCAGAGCUCCUCAUCCCCGCCGCCUUCCAACGCGGUGGCCACGACGUCAGAGCCCACUGAAGAAUUGAGCACUGCCACCGCUAACGUGCCUGUGUGGCUUCUCAACGCCACCGGCGCACUUGAGUUCCUCAACACCGAGCACCCGAAGACGAUGGGCACGGUUGCUGCCGUCUUGAUCACCGUGGGCAGUCUUCCGGCACUGCCCGGCUUCGCAGCGGCGGCGGGUGGCACCUUCCUGGCUUCGCACGCCUUCCAAGCCGCCGGUGCGAUCGCUUUGGGCGUCGGCAACUGGUUGCGUGCUACACAGGAGGCCAACGCGAAGGCUCCCGCUAAGGCUAUUGAAGCCGGUCCUGAACCCGCCUCCAUAAAGUCGACAUGA
Peniophora sp. CBMAI 1063 is the source of this 1251-nucleotide messenger RNA. NCBI's taxonomy places the organism in Eukaryota, Fungi, Basidiomycota, Agaricomycetes, Russulales, Peniophoraceae. The record is from the annotation of a GenBank genome assembly.